Molecule: messenger RNA, 1182 nt
Organism: Saccoglossus kowalevskii
Lineage: Eukaryota; Metazoa; Hemichordata; Enteropneusta; Harrimaniidae
Source: RefSeq, a predicted model, not a curated record
CUGGUGUUCACCUAACACGUUGACAAACAUUCACAAAGAUGAUAAAUCCUGGCAUUCUGCUUGUGUUGGUGUUGGGUACACUGGUUGUCGAUGCAACGGUAGAUGUUCGAGGAUUGUUGGACCGCCAUUUUGCAUACGGGCAUAAACCACGUGUUCGUGACUAUAACCGUGCCACCGUCGUUCCCUCUUCGGGGAUGAACGCCAUGCCGACUUCUGCGGCACCAACCCGAGGAAGUAACGCCAUACCGGCUUCUGCGGCACCAGCCCAAGGAAGUAACGCCAUACCGGCUUCUGCGGCACCAGCCCAAGGAAGUAACGCCAUACCGGCUUCUGCGGCACCAACCCGAGGAAGUAACGCCAUACCGGCUUCUGCGGCACCAACCCGAGGAAGUAAUUCCAUGCCUGCUUCUGCGGCACCAGCGAGCGGCAACAAGCCGGUAUCUGGCAAUGUUGGUGCUCAGUCUAUAUAUCGCGAGAAGCCAGGAGUUGUGCCAGAACCAGAUACAACUGCAUGUGUGGAGCAGCUGGAAUACGUCAUUGAAGUUAUACAAGGCAUACUUGAUAAUUCAGGUUGUGGUAACGAAGUGGAGCCAACGCCGGAACCAAUGAUAUGUACCAAUGAUUGCACCUGGCCGGCCGAUGGUGAAUGCGAUGAUGGCGGAGCUGGUAGUAUGUAUGGUAUCUGUCCAUAUGGCUCAGACUGCAGUGACUGUGGUCCGCGUUCUAUAUCGAUGGUCUGCACCGACGAUUGUGUAUGGGCUUACGACGGUGCGUGUGAUGACGGCGGUCCGGCGAGCAGUUACAACCUUUGUGCUAUGGGUACCGACUGCGGAGACUGUGGUCCACGUCAGUUGAUCUGUACAGACGAAUGUAGUUUGUCUUACGAUGGUGUUUGUGACGAUGGAGGUCAGGGCAGUAGUCUAGGCGCUUGUUCAUACGGCACAGACUGCGAAGACUGUGGGCCACGCUCGGGUGCUGUAUCAUGUUUAAAUUCAUGUGAAUGGUCUUACGACGGAGAGUGCGAUGAUGGCGGAGCGGGAAGUAGUUACGGACUUUGUGAACUUGGCACUGAUUGCGGAGACUGUGGUGAACGUUUGCCUUAAAUUGAAUAUACAGUAUGGAAGUUCUAAUUAUUUAUAUAGAUUAUUUUAUUUCAAUAAUUAAAAACAAAACAACCACGUA